Messenger RNA from Vespa mandarinia (Asian giant hornet), 1831 nucleotides. It is a transcript of the gene zuc, whose product is annotated as Mitochondrial cardiolipin hydrolase zuc. Gene Ontology annotation, molecular function: RNA endonuclease activity producing 5'-phosphomonoesters, hydrolytic mechanism. Lineage: Eukaryota; Metazoa; Arthropoda; Insecta; Hymenoptera; Vespidae. Gene Ontology annotation, biological process: piRNA processing. The record is from RefSeq and is a predicted model, not a curated record. Gene Ontology annotation, cellular component: mitochondrion.
UUGAUAAAAUGCUAUGCUUUUGUAUAUGUAUUUAAAUAUGUAAUAAAGACACAUUGUUAUAUAUAAAAUUAUCAAGGAUUACGGAUGUGGCAAACAAUACGAACGAUUGAGUUUUUGUACUCUCUCUUUCUCUCUCGGUCAUUAGGUUGCGGAAAUAUGUAAUAAUAAGUUCAACGGAGUAAUAAAUCGUAUUAAAGCAUAUUACAUCCAAUAUAUUUAAUUCGUACUAUAAUAUUAAAAAUAAUGGUGUCUCCAUAAGUAGCAUUCUCCUCAAUAUUUCUCAUUACCACGACCAUUGAUAUUACUUACGAUGUAAUAUUUAUUUUGUGAUAUAACGCAAAUACUGUCGACGAGGUUAUGUCUAUAAAUAGAAAAAUUCGUCUAAUUUUUAUGGUGAACAGUCGGUAAAAGAAAAAUGUAGAUCAAUAAUAAUCGAAGGCAUCCUGUUUUACCGUGACAAUGCCGUUCUACAGUGCAGUCUACUAUGGUGAAAAAAAAAAUUUCGCAGGUGUUAUUUCGUCGGAAAUCAUUUGGCAAGGAUAUAAAAGAUGUCGUAAUUUAGGAUGGAACACUUUUUUUAGAGGUUCUCUUAUUAAACAGAAGAAAGGAUCUAUAAUGGAAGUAUUAUUUUUUAUGGAAGAAUCAGCAUUUUGUCGACCACAUCUCAAUUUUCAUGAUAAUUGCAACGAAUUAAACUGUGCCGUGGCUAAUUUGAAUAAAUUGAAAAAGUAUUUGAAAUCUGCCAAAUCCACUAUAGACGUGUGCAUGUACUUUUUUACUUCUCAACAAUUGGCCGAUGUUAUUAUGGAAGCACAGAAACGUGGAGUCGUAGUUAGAAUUAUAAUUGAUGCUAAUAUGGCAGAACACAAUGACAAUCAAGCUAUACCUUUCCGUAAAGCAAGUAUUAAAGUUAGAACUAAAUCCACAGAUAAUCUUAUGCAUCAUAAAUUUGCCAUCAUCGAUGAUGAUAUUCUUAUCACAGGAAGUGCUAAUUGGACAAUGCAGGCAUUAUUUGGAAAUUCAGAAAAUAUUAUAAUAACCAAUCAUCCUAUAUUACUAAAAAGAUUCAUAGAUGAAUUUAAAAGAUUGUGGAAGAUAUACGAUAAAGAUUUUUUAAAAUCAGUUUCAUUUGAAUCCCAUCAAACAGAAAUAGGGGAAUUGAAAAAAUUAGAAAACAGAUAAUAUUAAUAAUAAUGAUAUUAUGAUACGGUGUUUUUUAUUUUUUUAUAAAGGAAAGUUAAUUUUUAAUUUUUUUAUAAAUACCUAUAUAAUUUGUUUUAAAAAUAGAUUGAUCAUUUUAUAAUUAUAUAUAUUUAAUUUCAUAUCUUUUGUAAUGUUAUAUUUCUCUAAACACUUAUCUGUGUCUCCAGUACAAAUAUCCUGGGUCUUUGUACUGGCCGAUGGAAUUUAUUUCUUAUAGUACUAAGUCAAGAUAAACUUUAGGGGAGUUACCAUGACAAUUCUGACGUCACUUACUAUCACCCUACGUUAUUCUUUGCAUUAUAUUCUCUCUUUUCGUAUCUGUAUUGUAAGACCUUUAGCCGCUGUAUUAAUCAAAUUUUCCUUUGUUAUAGACAAUUUUAAUUUUUUUUUUUUCUUCGCAAUACCAAAGAUAAAAAGGAGCUAGCGCUGAAUCGCAAGUACAAUUGUUUCUCAUUACGAUGAACAACGAAUAUUUUGAAGAUAAUUUCGGUGGACGUUCUGUUACUUAGUUUCGAUUAUCCUUGAACGUGACGUCACAGCUGGACUACGUCAACAGUCGAUUCUUGCGCAGGAUCAGUCACGCGUUAAAAUAAUGUACAUUAAUACAUUUAAUGACAUCAUAACAGGA